Messenger RNA from Cyphellophora europaea CBS 101466, 2283 nucleotides. RefSeq lists its product as uncharacterized. The record is from RefSeq and is a predicted model, not a curated record. Bases 1 to 2283 code for a protein of 760 amino acids. NCBI's taxonomy places the organism in Eukaryota, Fungi, Ascomycota, Eurotiomycetes, Chaetothyriales, Cyphellophoraceae. The transcript has 3 exons.
AUGGGCCGACUACAAGGGCGCAUCACCAAGGAAGAUAUCAGAGAAGCUGGUUUUCGGCGAUGGGAUGGCCAGAACCGAAUCACCACAGAUUGGGUCAACGUAUUCUUUGAACCGGAGCUGUACUGGCCAGAUGGCGAUACGUUCGUCUAUUUGCGAGAGCCUGGGGCAUCUAGCCGCGGCCCAGCUUUCAAAGUCCACACCGUUCGCCUACGUGAGAAAGGCUUCCACUCGCUCUUAAAGAGAUGUGUACCACAGACAAAGCUGCAUCUAAGUACACAGUGCCUCAUCAGCAACUGCCCAGGUUGUCGUGACCAUGGCCUGUCCUACGAGCUGUACAUCCCCGCGCCUCCUCGUUCCGGACUCGAAUCUACUCUGGAUCACCAUACGACGACCAGAAACUUCUUCGCUUGGCUUUAUGCUCUUCCACUCGCAGGCCGAGCGCUCGGCAAGUCAUUAGUGGAUCUGAAAGCCCGUAUCGACCUGUAUCGACCAGCAGAGGACGAGAGGAAUAGCGUCGGAGUGCUUUCCUUUACAGAAAAGCAAAAGUAUCUUGAUUUCCGGGAGUGUGUCGACCAUGCCCUGGCUGCACUACGCCUCGCCGAAGUCCUCCAAGUAGAGGAUCUUUGGAUUGAUGCAUUUGCACACUGCGUUGGCAUGGACCGUUGCGGCCUUCGCGACAGCGUUGAAUAUCCGCAUGUCAGUGCCGAGUCCAAGAUCUUGAUCAACCAGGCACGUCUGGGUCUAGACGUCAAGUUGCAGAAAGUCUCUAAAACUGUUGCCAACUUCUUCGAGGACGAGCUCUCAAGCGCCUUCCUCGGCCUGCCCCAGGUUGCUCGCGAUCAUCUUGACCGCUUUCGCUCCUUCCUACACGCCUACUACAUUGAGCAACACGGCUUCUGGCCUCCCAAUAAAUUCGAAGACGAAGCCGUGCAACGCUUGGUCUGCAAUGGAAUGUAUGUCGACUUCCGCAAUCUCUACAUGCACCUUGUCGACCCAACAAGCUCGGCGUCAAACAUGGAUGCAGACCUGAGUACGACAGGUGGAGUCUGUGUCCUACAGAACGUCAAGUCGUUUGACACACGCCAUCACCUUACACCACUACCACAACCACUGCCAAAGAUGCCUUCAGUGGCGACCGUCAACAUUGGUACGCUCGAGCGCAGGCAGCGGCGAAAUUCGUGGAAUCCUAUCGCUCGUCAUCGAGAGGAUAAGGAGCGACGGAAUGCUCAGCACAUGCAAGCCCUCAUCGAUUCAACAAACCGAGAUUGGACUCUAAUGAAUAAUGUGCUCGUCCGCCGAUACUCCGAAUUCGAGAUUGAGGCGGCGGUCGAUGAGCUCGACACAAUUUCACUUGCCGAUGGUCGCAAAGUCAGGUGGAUUGUGGUGUACGCGAUCUACCAUAUUCUAAUCUCCAUCACACAAGCCCCAAAGCAGGUCCGCAACGCCGAAGGCUUAAGCUACUCGCUUUGCUGCGAAGCGCCUGCGCUGAUGCCGUGGGAAGGAGAUCGUGGCAGGAAGAGUUCUCAAGUCAAGGCCUGUGAUGACACUACACUGGAGCCAGAUACACUGCAUUCACAUACUAAUACCGCUCCGCCAAGUCCGGGUGGCAUCACGCGUACCUUGUCCAAGACGUCUAUCGCGUCCACGCCUGGAGCUGUCAAGCGAAGUACGUCAAGUGUCAGUACCAUUAAGGAGCGGCGGCAGACGAUACACGGUGAUUUCCCUGAGCGAUCAGCUUCCAGCAAGUCGCUCAAACGACGAUCUUCUUCCUUACGGCGCCUCAUGUCUGUGAAAAAGACCGGGGUUGAUGAAGCUGUGCCAGCCGUGCCAGCAUUGCCAAACCUUAAAAUUCCGAACAAACGUGCGGCAUUCUGCGAGAUCUAUGUGCCGGGAUACGGGAAUGGCUUGAAUCAUGUCAAGCUGCAGACGGAAGUCUCGAUGACAGAAUUACCAAUGAUCGAUGGCGACACAACCCCAUCGGUACCACAGCUGCCCGGAAACCCUUCGGUGUCUCGAGAAUCGUCCAACGCUUCGAAUAAUUCUACUUGGUCCAAGACAACCAGCAUGAAUGGCACAGAAGCCAGCACACCUGAUGCCAGUCCGUUGCCGGGUUCAGAGAGCACAUCCGAGCUGGACCUUUUAUGCGAAAAAGCUCAAGCCACCAUCGAGACUCGGGUGAUUGAUCUAAGGGACGACGGACUUGAUACUGUUCAUUUUAAUACCCGCACGUGGGAUGAUAUGCUCAAUGUGCUCGACAAGAGGAAAUUUGGUUUGACGAGAUAA